CUAAACUAACAUACUGAUUAACAUAUUUCCACAUUUAUUUUCAGAUUUGGAGGUAUUUUCAGGCAACUAUAUGUUUGAUUGAUGUCAUCAUAACUUACUCAGGACUUCAGUGGCAUCAAACAGCCAUUUUUUCAUUUCAGUGCAAUAAGUACUUGUGAUUGAAGGAAAUAGUUAACAAAAUCAGUGCCUCCUCAUUGUAUAUGCUUACAUGGGAAGCGUGUUACUCCGGAAAACAAUACACUGAAGUUCGUGAUCAUUUCUUUGAACUGUAUUGAAGGCCCGUGACCAUCUGAAUACUGAAGACCAGUGAUCAUCUCAAAACUGGAGACCAUUGAUUAUCUCACUACUGGAGAACCGUGAUCUCAACACUUGAGUCCCCUGAUCAUCAAGUAUCAUCACUCCAUCGGUUGUUGUCACAGCUGAUGCAGUUGGUCCACUCGAGUGCCUGCAGAGGUGCCGGUUUGCGACGGAGCAUUGCUGCCAGGCGCCGCGGGCGUCGCGCCUCCAAUAAGGCUACUUCUUCUGAGAGAGCUGGUUGCGCCUGGGAGAACGAAUUAUCCAACGCUAUACACGUUCACCGGACCUGAAAAAAGCUCAUGUCAAGUGCUUGAGGCAUUCAGCCUUCUGUGAGAAUCGAAACAUUCAGCCUUCUGUGAGAAUCGAAACAUUCAGCCUUCUGUGAGAAUCAAAGAACUGCUGAGUUUUCACUUCACGAGACCGUGGACUACCUCAAGAAGAGGGGUAACAUUACAAAACUCUACGGAUCCGGCUGACAUCAUUUGACCUGAAAUUUCCUCAGAUGUGUGUAAGCAACUUAUUUCGAUGAAUACUCGUUUCUUUUGCGUUUCAUUAGAUAUAGUUAGUGUAUAUUCAUGCUUGAGUGGAGUUUCAGUAAAAUGGAAUUGAUUGACAGUUGUUCAGCAAAGUACACACUUCGAACCAAAUCUAUUCUCAAGCGCAUUGAAUCUGAGCGAACACGCCACACCAACAGCAAGAAAAGGGAAAACAAAGAGAAGGAGAAGCCACCACCUCUGAGCAAAUACAGACGCAAGACGGCUAACGCCCGCGAGAGAAACAGAAUGAAGGAGAUAAAUGAUGCUUUCAUUAGCCUGCAGAGCAGCCUACCUGAUAUUCCGGGAACAGACGCCGAUAAAUUGACGAAGAUAACUGUUUUGAAGUUAGCAGUGACUUACAUUGGGGCUUUAGCUAAGGUGCUAGACACUAAUUCUGCGCUGCCAAUGGACGUGGAGGACGUACGCCAGAUGUGGUGUAUGGAUAACGCACACAUCACCAAAACAGAUAACUGCUCCAAGACUUUCAAUAAAAACUCGCCCGCUAGAAAAGAUUCGCAGAAUAAAUUAGGUCUUGUGAAGCCAUUGACUACUGCAAGCCGAGCUCAGAGUUCGGCUCCGAGGAAGAGACAUCCCUCGAACCAAGCCGGCAAACUUGAUAACCAGAAAGAUAAGUUCUUGCACUCAACUAUCAAACCUGCAGUCAAAAAACCUGGUAAGUCUCGGAGUCGAGGCAAAGUGUGCCGAACGAACAGCGUGGCUACAAACAAUGGGGCAUAUAUCACGCUCAAAAAUUGCGCUAUGCAAACAACUCACAAUCCAAAGUCUCGUCAAAUCAAUAAUCAGCCUCUAAUGAUGUCAAUGACUGUAAAAAGAACUCGAAUGGAGCCAAUUGUAGGGCACAGAUCAACAAAAAUGAGAAAGUAUGAACCGCUUCUGACCUAUUCCACCCCAGAUUUGACGCAAUUCAAUACAAUAACUCAGAAAAUACCGGGCAUUAACUUCAGUCAGGGCCAACAGUUAUGUAAUGGCUUACAAAUUCAAACACCACCGAAUUAUACAGUUAAGUCAUCAUUCACACCGCAGUAUAAUAUCUUGCCGCUUCAACACAUAGAUCCUAGUAAGAAUUUUCCAUUUCACCGAACGUGUACACCCAACAAUGUAAAUAUCCAGCAGAUAAAACAUAACUAUUCAGCUAUUCCCAAUUCUUUUCAAACUGUCCAUCAAUCCCUCGUAAGCAACGACCAAAAAUCGUAUUUCACUCAAUCUUCACCAACAGAACUUCCACAAUAUUUGCCCGCUCAGACAACCACAGAUUGCGUUACGUUGGGUGGCCUCUCAUUCCAAGAUCUCGACAGCCCGCCCGUGAGAAAUGACGUCCUCUUGGAGUUUCCACAAGAUACUAAGCUUCCAAGUUCUGCGGAUUCCGCCUUUUCAUCUGGAGAGUCUGCCCCUUCGAGUCCAAGUCUUUCAUUGCCCCCUAACACCCCAACGUUCGGCGACAUAUCUCCUUUCAGUUCUCUUACGAGCCUCAGUGGAGGGUCCACUUCAGGCUGUAGUAUCAGCAGUACGGACUGCGACAGCGUCUUCAAUAGUCUGCUAGAUUGUGAGCCAUUCCAAGACGAAUUGGAUCAUUUCACUGCUGCCUUCACCGAGGAGAGCAACUCAUUUAAUUUAUUCAUGGAUCAAGCAUCGUCUACCUUCAUCAAUUGCAAUGUUGAUGCAUAAAGAUGACCCAUGAAUUAUAUUAAUCUUCUAAAAAACAGCGUAAAAUGAUCUUUGCUAUCAGUGUAUUGCUUACUAUUUUUUUAAGUACAAUGUUGCUAUUCAUAAGUUAUGUGAAAAUGAUUUGCGUUAAGGUUUCAUUUUUUUUGCGUUAUCUCUCUUACAUUAAUAUCUUGAAUUACAUAUUCAGGACCGCUUUCAACGAUCGGUAGACGAGGGCUCUUGAGUUCACCUCUUGACUUUAGAGUAGACAAAAAGAGCACCGAAAAGAAUUGUCAGGUAUUGGAUUUUUGUCCAUUGCAAAUUUGGCCAAGGGUAUUAAGACUGAGACCUUCGGAAUAAAGACCGACUUUGUUACAUAAAUGUGUAAAGACAGCUUUAUCAUAGAUUCUUAUGAAUAUAUAUCUCAUUGCUUGCAUAUCAUUUCAUAUACAACUCUUGUGAAAGUACAUCUUUGAAAUGAC
Messenger RNA from Hyalella azteca, 2980 nucleotides. RefSeq lists its product as uncharacterized. The record is from RefSeq and is a predicted model, not a curated record. Lineage: Eukaryota; Metazoa; Arthropoda; Malacostraca; Amphipoda; Hyalellidae. Gene Ontology annotation, molecular function: protein dimerization activity. The transcript is spliced from 2 exons. Bases 873 to 2519 code for a protein of 548 amino acids.